UAGAAUAGUAGUGGUUGUUGCAUUAAUGGAAAUUCCAAAUCGGAUGAUAUCUGCACCAUUUGGUUAAUGUUAAACUAGUAACUGCAAAUUCAGAGCUCGAGUGCAUAUAUCUGGAUGAGACUUUAAAUCAAAUUAUUCUAUAUAAUAAAAAAAUUAUCAUAUUUCAGAUUUCUGAAUCUCUUCAACCUCAUAGACCAAUUCAACGUAUAAUUUCCUUAGGAGCUUCAAAUGUUGUAGAUUCUCAUAACUUUGGAGAUUCAUAAACCUGUCGAAAGACAGACUCAUGACUAGAAUAAUUCCACACUAAGAAUUCAAAUGAAUUACUAUUUUCAAAUGAAGUGAAGUCUGUCAGCAAACAACUUUAAAUAUUGCGCAUCAAGGAAUGCUGAAUACCCUUAUUUACCCAAAAGCUGGAUGGUCAGUCAUGCACACGGGAAAACGAUCUGUAUGGGAUAUUGACGUAUCAUCAUUUAAAAAUUCCACUGAAAAGUUAACACAAAACCUCACUUUACAGAUCAACACAUCAAAAUGAACUAUAAUUUUCUAUCGAAAUAAAAUUGUUUUCGAUUGUCUAGAAUCUAGCGGGAAGGAAAUACGCUUUACAGUUAUCAACUAUAAAAUGAUUGAAAUAUUCCAACUCAGAUCCAUAAUGGCGAAUUGGUAAUUAUUGGUUUGGGCUCCACACUGGAAGAAGACCAGUCGGUAUCAAUCUUUCAUUUCCUGUUACAUUUAAAUAUAUAACUCAAUACCUCAAAUGUUCAACAACAUUCACCAAAGUUGCGACUGCUGUUCGUCAAACUAACGUGCUCCAAAAAUGAGGUCUUCAAACUUAUAUCUAAACGUUCUAUUUGUCGUCAGUAUCAUCGCACGUGGGUCCUUGGCUUGUAAAGAUGGAUACUCCAUCAAGGUGAAUAGCGUCGAAAACUGUGCAGGUCCGGACGGUAUUAUAACGCUUUCGGAUAAUGCCGGCCUCACCAUGCAGGACGAUUGCUCCCUCGUUAUGGAGGGAUGCGUACAGGUGAAGGCAUUCGAAACGGCGUCCGGUACGGUCAAGGUAUCGAAGAAUGGUAUGAAACUGUUCCAGAAAUCGAUCGACCUAUGCAAAAUGGGAUCUAAGUUGCCGUACAUUAGUGAAUUUCUACCCGAUGGCGUAUGUCCUCAGAGUGAGAACGAAAUCUGUGCCGAUCCGGACCGAAAGAUUCCGAUGGAUCGCUUUAAAAAGAUGAUUGGCAUUAUGAAAGGCUCCAUGGUGGUUGAACUUAACCUUGAUCAUGAUACGGGUAAAAGUUGCAUCAAAAUGAAUUUGAGUAGCUGCAUUCAAACAAUGCACGCGGGAUGUUUAAUGCGUUGGAUUAUAAAUAUAAAUCCGGUGCACUGCUCAUAUGAGUUACUAGUGUACUUGGGACUACCUAUCAAACCUUCUACGAUGCGCUAUUCCCGGGGUGUAAUUGUGAUUUUGGGAAUUUUUCUUUUGUGUCACUCAAAACGCGCCAAAGGAUGUAAUGGUGGCUACGAAUUGAUUAUACACAGCAUCGAUAACUGUGCCGGCGAGGGACAAGUCGUCACGAUCGACCCGAAGUCAACCGUCACACUGACGGAGGACUGUAAAGUGAAGUCUAAGGCAACGGCACGCACCACAGGAUUCAAGAAGGCAGAGAUGCAAGUAACCAUUACCAAGAACGGACUGCCGGUCAUGAAGGAAACGGUAGACAUUUGUGCGAAUCUGGAUGAGGCGGCCAAUGACAAGCAGGCGGCAGAAAUCAUCACCAUGUUUGGCGUUCCCGAUCAUUGUCCAGUGGCUGCGAGUGAAAUUCGUACCGAUGAAAGUCAAACGUACAGCUUGGAGAAAUAUAAAGAUCAUCUACUGGUGGCUCAAGGUCGAUCGAUUAUUGAUGUGCUCGUAAAACAUGAUGUGGGUGAAAGCUGCUUCAAGAUUGACUUGGAAGUAACUGCACCAAAGCUUCUAGGCUAACAAGCAAACGGUUGAGUCAAGACACAGUUCUUACUGUUUUUUU
Molecule: messenger RNA, 2015 nt
Organism: Anopheles funestus (African malaria mosquito)
Lineage: Eukaryota; Metazoa; Arthropoda; Insecta; Diptera; Culicidae
Exons: 8
Coding region: 815-1972 (385 amino acids)
Source: RefSeq, a predicted model, not a curated record